Molecule: messenger RNA, 4508 nt
Organism: Cuscuta europaea
Lineage: Eukaryota; Viridiplantae; Streptophyta; Magnoliopsida; Solanales; Convolvulaceae
Source: the annotation of a GenBank genome assembly
UUCACUUAAUAAUAUAUAUAAAUAUAUAAAUGUCCUUGAGAUGAGCGGGAAACAGACUUAGUUCACUUAAUAAUAUAUAGAUACCAACAAAUCUCCAUCUGUCACCAGGACUCUCCUACCACUUAUAUCAGUUAAACAACUUCAACCAAUACAUCCUAGAGCCUAUUUGAUGCCGUUGUUAUGGAGAGAGGAAAGAGAAAACGAAAGAGGAAUGAAGAGAUCGAAUCAAGUAAUGCAGGCGAACAAAGGGCCAAUUGCUCAUCGACGGGGAAGAGUGGACAACAACAAAUUUCAACACAAGUUCGGCCUAAUAAAUACCGAUUUAUUUUGCCAAGAGGAUUGAUCCCAAAUCAAUUCUUACUGUUACCACAACAUGCACCGUCCAUUGUUAUGAAUUUUCCGGGAUAUCAUGACAUUGGGUCUAUGGACCACACAUGCCAAUUUUGCUACUCCAAAAUGUGGUAUGGAGAGAGACUUUCUCCAAAAGUCAACACCAACAGUCCUAAAUUUUCAAUGUGUUGUCAAAAAGGGCGGGUUCUUUUACCAUCGCUACAACAACCACCUGAUUUUCUUAUAGAACUAUUCAAAGGUAGCGAUAGAAGAAGCACAAAGUUCCUGAACAAUAUUAGGGCAUAUAAUAUGAUGUUUGCAUUUACUUCGUUGGGGGGCAAGGUACAAAAAGAACUCAAUAAUUCCGGAGGACCCUAUGUAUAUCGAAUGCAUGGUCAAAAUUAUCACUUGAUGGGAAGCUUGCUACCAGUUGAUUCGAGCAAACCUAAGUUCUCACAGCUCUAUAUUUAUGACACGGAGAAUGAGAUACCGAACAGACUUCGUGCAUUAGAGAAAUCAGAAUCAUCAAAUGAGCUCGAUCCAAAAAUAGUUCAUGGCUUGAAAGAUAUGAUGGACCAACACAAUGAGUUGGCGAAGUGCUUUCGUUCUGCAAGGGAUAGAUUCCAAGAAGCACCACAAACAGAAUUCAAACUCAGGCUACUUUGUAACCGUGAAAGAGAUGGAAGAACAUAUAAUUUGCCCACUGCAUCUGAAGUGGCUGUUCUUAUAGUCGGAGAUUUGGAUAGUAUGUCUUCUCACCGUGAUAUUAUUUUGGAGCACAAAGAUCGCACUUUGCAACGCAUUAAUGAGCUCCAUCCUUCAUAUUUGGCCUUGCAAUAUCCCAUACUAUUUCCAUAUGGAGAAGAUGGGUAUAGAUUAGAGAUCAAGUAUAGACAAGUUGAAGGUAGAGAUGCUAUCAAACGGAAAGAUGUCACAAUGAGAGAAUUCUUUGCCUACAGGCUUCAACAAAGGGAUGUCGAAUUUAGUACAAUUCUAUCAUCACGAAGACUAUUUCAUCAAUUUAUUGUUGAUGCUUAUACGAUGAUAGAAAGUGAUCGCUUGAAGUAUGUCCGGCUAAAUCAAAAGAAGCUAAGAGCAGAUGUUUAUAAUGGGUUAACCGAUGCGGUUGUAAGAGGCGAAACAAACCCAAACACUCAAGGCAAAAGAAUUAUUUUACCAUCUUCUUUCACAGGAGGUGCAAGGUAUAUGAUACAAAAUUACCAAGAUGCCAUGGCGAUAGUCACACAAUUCGGAAACCCGGAUUUGUUCAUCACAUUUACGUGCAAUCCCAAAUGGCCAGAAAUAGAGAGAGAAGUAAAAAAGGCGGGAGUGAGACCAGAAGAUCGGCCCGAUUUGGUUACAAGGGUCUUUAAGAUAAAGCUAAACAAUUUGAUAGCCGAUUUGAAAGAUCAGAAUAUAUUCGGCCAUCCAAGAGCAUUGGUCUACACGAUAGAAUUUCAAAAAAGGGGAUUGCCGCAUGCCCAUAUUGUGUUGUUCUUACAACCAGAGUUCAAACUAAGGGAGUGUGAUGAUAUAGACAAAGUCAUAUCAGCCGAAUUGCCGGAUCCGAAUCUCGACUAUGAGCUCUUUAAUGCGGUGCAAAGCACAAUGAUCCAUGGACCAUGUGGAUAUCUAAACAAGAAAGCACUGUGCAUGGAAAACGGAAAGUGUGGCAAAUAUUAUCCAAGAACUUUUAACCAAUUCACAACAGUGCGUGAAGAUGGUUAUCCAAUCUAUAGAAGAAGGAAUACCGGUAUCACGGCCGAAAAAAAUAAAAUACCGAUUGAUAACAGAUAUGUUGUGCCAUAUAAUCCGUACUUGCUCAGAAAGUAUCGCGCCCACAUAAAUGUUGAGUGGUGCUAUAAGGCGAGAUCUAUAAAAUAUCUCUUCAAGUAUAUUAGCGCCGCAGAAGGUAUGUGGAGGAUAUUGAGCUUUGAUAUACAUUACAGAAUCCCGGCUGUUGAAAGAUUGAGUUGUCAUCUCCCCAAUCAGCAAUAUGUGGUAUACAAUGAAGAUCAAGAAAUUGAGCAGGUGGUGCAGCAGUCCAAAGUACAAAAAACCACGCUCACUGCGUGGUUUGAAACUAAUAGAGUUGAUCCAGAUGGUAGAACACUUUCUUACGCAGAAUUUCCCAUGAAGUAUACAUGGAAAGAGAGUGCAAAAGUUUGGGUAAAAAGACAACAACGCUCAUGCAAUGGGAGAAUACAUAACAUACCUCCGGGAUCGGGCGAGUGUUGGUACUUAAGGAUACUACUCAAUAAAGCUAAAGGAUGUCAGUCUUUUGAAGAUGUUCGCACCGUGGAUGGUGUCGUAUACCCGACAUACAAAGAUGCCUGCCACGCACUAGGUAUUAUAGAUGACGAUCAAGAAUUUGUUGAAGCACUCGAAGAAGUGAACAAAUGGGGAACUGCAUCAUACUUAAGAACAUUAUUUGCUACUUUUCUGCUUAUAAAGAAUCUGCAUUCUCCAUUGCACGUGUGGACCAAUUGUUGGAAGCUUCUUGCAGAUGAUUUCUUGCAUGGUCCAGGAAAUCCAAAUAUAACGUACAUUGUCUCAGAGAGCGAGGCUCAAGACAAGGCACUUCAAAGGAUCGAAGAGAUUCUAAAGCGUAAUGGAAGAACAUUGGCUGACUUUGAAGGGAUGCCUGUCGUAGAACAUAUAGAUGAUGGACGAGUAGUUGACGCAUUGGUACGGGAAGAAAUGCAGUAUGAUAAAGAAGAAUUGUCUAGCCAGCUGAUGCAGUUACUUCCAUCAUUAACGACUGAACAAAAAGAAAUUUAUGAUUGUGUUAUUAAUGCAAUAUCUACAGAUCAAGGAGGUGUGUAUUUUGUUCAUGGAUUUGGUGGGUCUGGAAAAACAUUCUUAUGGAAUACAUUGGCAGCAUCUGUGAGGAGCAGAGGAGAAGUGUUGAUUAAUGUUGCUUCAAGCGGCAUUGCGUCAUUAUUACUUCCCGGUGGUAGAACCUCUCAUUCCAGGUUUUCGAUCCCAUUGAGUAUUGCUGAAAAUUCAACAUGUAAUAUCAAGUGCGGGAGUCCAAAAUCAAGAUUAUUAAUAGCCACAAAAUUAAUCAUUUGGGAUGAAGCGCCAAUGACUCACAAGUAUUGCUUUGAGGCUCUUGACAAGACACUCAGAGAUAUUUGCUCAUCUGUAAAUCCAAAGAAUGAAGAGUUGCCCUUUGGUGGAAAAAUUGUUGUUCUAGGAGGGGAUUUUCGACAGACGCUACCGGUAAUCCCUAAAGGCACGCGUGAAGAAAUUGUCAUGUCGGCAAUAAACUCAUCAUACUUAUGGGAUUAUGUUCAAGUCAAGCAUCUCACAAUAAACAUGAGGUUGAUGCAUCAAAGCAACAUGCUGGAUAGGGAAGAAGUUGAACGAUUUGCUAGGUGGAUAUUACAUAUUGGCGAGGGCACUAUCGGUAAGGAGUCUGACAGAGGCAUUGAAGUUGAAAUACCGCCUGAUUUGUUGAUCCACUCGAAUGGGGAUAACUACAAAGCCAUUGUUGACAGUACUUAUCCAGACUUGCACAACAAUCUGUCAAAUUUUGACUACUUGGAAGAGAGGGCAAUCCUGGCACCAACUUUGGAAAUAGUAGAGGGCAUAAACAACUACAUCCUCUCAACGUUACCAGGAGAAGAGGUCUAUGCAAUGGAACACGAGGGGUGAUAACAAAAUUGGGGAAACGCAUCUUGGAAGCCAAAGUCCUCACCGGACCGAGCAGAGGGAAUAAAAUAUUGAUUCCAAGGAUGAAUCUAUGCCCAACAGAUACAACGUUGCACAUAAAACUUCAGAGGAAACAAUUCCCAAUUUUAGUAUGCUUUGCAAUGACCAUCAACAAAAGUCAGGGGCAAACACUAGCACAUGUUGGACUUUAUUUGGAAAAAAGUGUAUUCACGCAUGGGCAGCUAUAUGUGGCUGUUUCAAGAGUCAAGAGCAGAAAUGGGUUGAAAAUUUUGUUGGGUGGAGGAGAAGGAUGCAAUACAACAACAAAUGUUGUAUACAAAGAAGUUUUUCAAAAUGUUUGAUUUUCUUUUAUAGCACAUCGAUGUAUGAUACUUAUCACAAGAAUAUUUUCAUUUCACUAUACUUUUGUUACUUUGCACGUUAUGAACUUUUUUAAAUUACCGUGCUAAUAUUAAUGACAAUAAUAACAAUGAUAAUAAUAAUAAAUCUUCAGCCACCAA